Messenger RNA from Camelina sativa (false flax), 736 nucleotides. The record is from RefSeq and is a predicted model, not a curated record. NCBI's taxonomy places the organism in Eukaryota, Viridiplantae, Streptophyta, Magnoliopsida, Brassicales, Brassicaceae.
AAACGAAUUAAAAAAAAAUUCCCAAUUUCGAAAAAAUGUCACUGACCGCACAAUUCUCGCCGCCGGUAACCGGAAUAACUAGGAGUCUCCGGGAUACGAAAUCUUCACCGUCAACUCGCCGUGUGUUUAUUCCGAUUUACACUGAGAUUAGAACUCCGGCGAUGAGAAAUCUUAAGAAAUCGUCGUAUUUUGUGGCUAAGGCUAUCGAACAGAGACGGGAUACAGCUGGAUCUGAAUCGGAGUCAGAAGCGACACCAUCACCGGCGGAAGAGAGUGGAAACGAAGGAGAUAAGGCGGUGGAGAUUAGUGCUAUAGGAGCGGAGAUAAAAGCGGCGAUGGAGCAGAGGAAAGCAGCGGAGGAAGAGAAAGGGAAGAACGAGUUCUGGAGUGGAGUGGCGGAUGAAGUGAAGGAGAUCGAGUGGCCUGCGUUUCAGAAAGUUCUGGGAACGACUGGUGUUGUGCUUGGUGUUAUCGCUGGUUCUAGCGUCGUUCUUCUCACUGUUAAUUUCGUUUUGGCUGAGCUCUCUGAUCGUGUGUUCAUCGGUAAAGGUGUUCAAGAUUUCUUCAGCUGAUUAUUGUGGAAAUUGAUAAUGGUAUCAGAUUUGCGUGUACAAUUUUAGCAAUUGCAAUGAUAAGAUUGAGAAAGGUUGUUGAUUUGUGUAGAUGAGCAUUACCUUCUUCUUCUUCAUUGUCCUAAUCUUUAUACUUAAACCUCUCAAAUUCAGAAAGAUUCUUA